This is a messenger RNA of Alnus glutinosa, 795 nucleotides long. Its product is annotated as succinate dehydrogenase subunit 7B, mitochondrial-like. The transcript has 4 exons. NCBI's taxonomy places the organism in Eukaryota, Viridiplantae, Streptophyta, Magnoliopsida, Fagales, Betulaceae. Bases 169 to 483 code for a protein of 104 amino acids. The record is from RefSeq and is a predicted model, not a curated record.
GCCACUAUUUCAUUUUCCACCCCAUCCUCUUCAUCUUCUUCUUCUUUUUCUGAUAAGAGCCUCAGAAUUGAGAAACGGAAACCAGGGCAUUUGGUACUCCCUUAGCAGCUGCUCUACUUCACUCACCGAUCUCUCUCUCUCUCUCUGAACUUAGGGGUUUCACCGGAAAUGGCGUUCUUGCUUAACAAAACCGGCGUCGUUUCUCAUUUCCGAUCUCAUAUUUCCCAGAAGACGGAGGACGCGCUCUCUCUCACGCGCCGCGCGUACCACAUUGAACCCGGGCCUCGCGAGAAAGCCCUCUUGGCAGCGGACCCAGCUUUGAAGCGAUUCAAAUCGCAUAAAAAGAGUGUGUGGCGGCUUAAAAGAGUUGCUGAUGUUGCCACAAUUGUUGUUGUUGCAGGUUGCUGCUACGAAAUAUAUGUGAAAGCAGUAAUGAGAGAAGAAGCUCGCAAACAAGCAGAGGCUGCAAGCGGAAGUGCAUAAUGAAGCGUAAAAACUCUGCCGCACUUAUUUUCCAAAAAAAGAAGAAAAAAAGAAUGAGGAAAAGGAAUGUAAAGUUGUUUGGCCAUGAUGUUAGACCUUCUGGUUUUCUUGUUGGUUAGACCUUCUGGUUUUUUUUGGGGAGGGAGGGGGGGUGUUAAAUAAGCAGUAAAAACGUGGUAUGCAAUGUUUGAACUCAACCUUCUGCUAUUGAAAUCUUGAUCAUGAAUGCCUCAUCUCCAUUUAUGUCAGGUUGAUUGAGUAAAUUUGGACCUUGGAAUUUAUUCAUUUAUUUAUUUUCUUUUUCUUUUUCAA